This is a messenger RNA of Cyphellophora europaea CBS 101466, 4680 nucleotides long. RefSeq lists its product as uncharacterized. Gene Ontology annotation, biological process: phospholipid translocation. The coding region runs from base 1 to 4680 and encodes 1559 amino acids. Lineage: Eukaryota; Fungi; Ascomycota; Eurotiomycetes; Chaetothyriales; Cyphellophoraceae. The transcript has 3 exons. The record is from RefSeq and is a predicted model, not a curated record. Gene Ontology annotation, molecular function: ATPase-coupled intramembrane lipid carrier activity; ATP binding; magnesium ion binding. Gene Ontology annotation, cellular component: plasma membrane.
AUGGCCAAGAUACAUUUCAGCGACGGCGACCAGCCUCCAAAGCCAUCAGGCGACGUGUCGAAACCGGUCAAAAGACAGCGAUGGGCUACCAUCCGCCACUCACAUACCGACGGCUCUCGCAAGAGGCGGUCAAUAUUGAACCGCGUGCCAGGAAUAAAUAUCUCCAGCUAUGAAGAAAAGCCCGGACCAGACGGGAAGUCCAACCACGGCAAUAUAACUGAGGCAAGCCCUAUGGGCCAGCAGCAAGAUGAUCCUGGUCAGCAGUCUCGAAAUAUUUACGUUAGUAUUCCCCUGCCAGACGAAGACAAGGACGAGCAUGGCCACAACAUCCACCAAUACCCUCGGAACAAGAUUCGGACCGCGAAGUACACCCCUCUCAGCUUCAUCCCGAAGAACUUGUAUUUUCAAUUUCAUAAUGUCGCCAACAUAUACUUCCUGUUCAUCGUCAUUCUUUCGAUCUUUUCCAUAUUCGGCGCUUCUAAUCCAGGCCUGAACGCCGUCCCUCUCAUCUUCAUCCUGACAGUUACUGCAAUCAAAGACGCCGUCGAAGAUUGGCGGCGUACCGUACUUGAUACCGAGCUCAAUAACUCCCCAGUCUACCGACUGGUAGGAUGGGCAAACGUUAAUAUUUCCACCGAUGAUAUCAGUGUUUGGCGACGGAUCAAGAAGUCUUGCACGAGGACUGUUGUUGCAACCUAUCGGAAGUUGAAAGGAUUGGGCAAGAAAAAACAAAGUUCUGAAAAGGAUGCGGAAACGGGAGGCGUCGACCGUCGUCCUUCAAUCGCACCGACAGUCCGCGACUCGAUUUAUACAGAGCGAACAUCCUUCCAUUCCACUCGAGAGCAGCAGGGUGAUGAGAUCGCGAUGACUCCUGUCCCGUCCCCCAGUAUGCGGCCAACUUCUCCGAGCGGCGGCCAACUUGCGCCUCCAGGAGAGCCACCUCACAGUGCGCUUUCUUACGAGACUGCAAACGAGGCAAACAAGCGUGCUUCAGGGGCGAGCUCCUCCAAGUUGAACAACCGCUCCUCGCAGCGGAAAAGUCAAUUAGCGCCCGCGAAAGAUUUUGGCAAUGUCAUCAAUCCAUAUCGACAUGCUACGGAAGAAGCACGAUUCAAGAAAGACUUUUGGAAAAACGUACAGGUGGGCGACUUUGUGCGCAUCUACAAUGACGAUCAAGUUCCGGCAGACAUUGUGGUUCUCUCGACUUCAGACCCUGAUGGUGCGUGUUACGUGGAGACGAAGAACUUGGAUGGGGAGACCAAUCUGAAGGUUCGACAGGCCCUGCAGGCCACCCGUAAAGUCCGCCACGCACGCGAUUGCGAGAAAUCUGAGUUCUGGAUCGAAAGCGAAGGUCCCAACCCGAAUCUUUACAAUUAUAACGCUGUGCUCAGAUUCAACCAACGCGAUCCCAAAGACCCGGACGCGCCUCCACGUGUGAGAGGAGAGCCGAUCGGCAUCAACAACCUCCUUCUCCGUGGUUGCAGCAUCAAGAACACCGAAUGGGCUUUGGGUGUUGUCGUCUUCACCGGCCAAGAAAGCAAGAUCAUGCUGAAUUCAGGAAUCACGCCUAGCAAGCGCGCACAGUUGGCUAAGGAUAUGAACUGGAACGUCAUCUACAACUUCAUCAUUCUCUUUUUCAUGUGCCUCAUUUCCGGUCUGGUUCAGGGCAUCACUUGGUCCAACGGAGGCAACACGGCCAGAUUUUUCGAGUUUGGCUCAGUUGGCGGCACCCCAGCUUUGGAUGGAUUCGUCACGUUCUGGUCCGCAAUCAUUCUGUUCCAGAACUUGGUGCCCAUUUCGCUCUACAUAACGCUCGAAAUCAUUCGUUCGUUGCAGGCCUUCUUCAUCUACUCGGACAUUUUCAUGUAUUAUGACAAGCUCGACUACCCAUGCACACCCAAGAGCUGGAACAUUUCAGAUGAUCUGGGUCAGAUUGAGUAUAUCUUCUCCGACAAGACUGGAACAUUGACUCAGAACGUCAUGGAGUUCAAAAAGUGCACCAUCAACGGUGUUGCAUACGGAGAAGCGUACACAGAAGCCGAAGCCGGUAUGCGACGGAGACAGGGUGUUGACGUAGAAGCCGAGGCUGCGCAGGUACGAGCACAGAUCGCAGAGGCCCGCACAGAGAUGUUGCGAAAUCUCCGCAAGACUCAUGACAAUCCAUACCUCCACGACGAAGACCUGACUUUCAUCGCGCCCGAUUUCGUCACUGAUCUCAACGGUCGGUCAGGCGAGCAACAGGCACAGUUCAACGAGGAUUUCAUGGUUGCUUUGGCUCUGUGCCACACUGUCAUUACAGAGACCACUCCUGGUGAUCCACCAAAGAUUGAAUUCAAGGCGCAGUCGCCAGAUGAAGCUGCCCUGGUGGCCACUGCCCGAGACUGCGGCUUCACCGUGCUAGGCCGAUCGAACGAAGAUCUGCACGUCAAUGUCCUCGGUGAAGAGCGCACCUACCGCAUACUGAACACCUUGGAAUUCAACUCGACCAGAAAGCGCAUGAGUGCUAUCGUGAGAAUGCCGGACGGCAACAUCAAACUCUUCUGCAAAGGCGCCGACAGUAUGAUCUAUUCCCGAUUGGCCAAAGGUUACCAGCAAGAGCUGCGAAAGGCUACAGCCGAGAACCUCGAAAUGUUUGCUCGCGAGGGCCUUCGAACGCUUUGUGUGGCCCAGCGAGACGUCGAUGAGGAAUACUAUCAAGAAUGGAGCAAGGACCAUGAUUUCGCUGCCCAAGCCAUGCAGGACCGCGAUGAUCGUUUGGAAGAAGUCGCAGACCGCAUCGAGCGAGAUCUGAUGCUGAUUGGAGGUACGGCCAUCGAGGAUCGUCUGCAAGAUGGUGUUCCCGACACUAUUGCCCUUCUAGGUCAAGCUGGAAUCAAGCUGUGGGUGUUGACUGGAGACAAAGUCGAGACUGCUAUCAACAUCGGCUUUUCAUGCAAUCUUCUGACCAACGAAAUGGAUCUAAUUUUGUUUGACCUGCCGGAAGGCUCCGUCGAUGAUGCCAGCAAUCUGCUCGACAAGCAUUUGCAACAGUUUGGGUUGGCUGGGUCCGACGAGGAGCUGGCAGCAGCCAGAAUCAAUCACGAACCACCGGCGCCGACGCAUGCGUUGAUCAUUGACGGCGAAUCGCUCAAGCUGGUCCUUUCCGAUGACCUCAGGCAACGCUUUCUCCUGCUUUGCAAGCAGUGCAAGUCUGUUUUGUGCUGCAGAGUCAGCCCAGCGCAGAAAGCAGCAGUUGUCUCGCUCGUUCGAAACGGUCUUAACAUUAUGGCGCUCUCCAUCGGAGAUGGUGCGAAUGACGUCGCCAUGAUACAGGAAGCCGAUGUUGGUGUUGGUAUUGCUGGUGAGGAAGGUCGUCAAGCAGUCAUGUCGUCAGACUACGCCAUUGGCCAGUUCAGGUUCUUGCAGAGACUAGUUCUGGUUCACGGACGAUGGGAUUACCGCCGCAUGGCUGAGACAACUGCCAACUUCUUCUACAAGAACAUCAUCUGGACUUUCGCGCUGUUUUGGUACCAGAUCUACACCAACUUCGACAUCACCUAUCUUUACGACUACACUUACAUUCUACUCGUCAAUUUAGUCUUCACAUCUCUCCCUGUCGGUCUGAUGGGUGUCCUGGAUCAAGACGUCAGCGACAAAGUCUCCUUGGCUGUUCCACAAUUGUACCGCCGCGGCAUCGAGCGGAAGGAAUGGACACAGCUUAAGUUCUGGCUCUAUAUGUUUGACGGCCUCUACCAGUCGGUCAUUUGUUACUUUUUCACGCAUCUCCUCUUCGCUCCAGCUACUUUCGAGACCGAGAGCGGCCGAGGAGUUGCAGACAGAAGUCGCAUGGGUGUCUACGCAGCUUGUGUGUCCAUCGCAGUCAUCAACUCAUACAUCCUGCUCAACACCUAUAAGUGGGAUUGGAUCAUCACCCUAGUCGCCGCAAUCAGCACACUUGCCAUCUGGUUCUGGACUGGAGUCUACUCGUCCUUUACAGGCUCUUUCCAAUUCUAUCGAGCUGGCCAAGAGGUUUACGGUGCAUUGACAUUCUGGUGUCUGAGUUUACUCAUCUGGGUCGCAUGCUUGCUUCCUCGUUUCUCGGUCAAGUUCUUUCAGAAGAAUUAUCGACCUUACGAUAUCGAUGUCAUCCGUGAGCAAGUACGACAGGGCAAAUUCGACUACCUCGACAAUUAUGAAGCAUAUGUGCCUCCAAAAGUCGUGUCAAACGGCAACUCGUCAGAUCACACCGGAGAAGUGCCCGUACCACAGGAUUCUCGGCGUCUGAGUAUGACUGAGUCCCAACGACCAAUCUAUCCUCCGUCGGAAGCCCCGACAUAUCAGACAAAGCCGCCCCACAGCCAGACUGGCAGCGAUGGCACUGACAGGACGAAGCCUUCAUUUGACCUGCGGAUGACGGUACCUGAAAACCGCCAGGCGCCAGCGGAUGCACCGAUCGAGACACCCGCCGACCGUGUUCGCAAUCAGGAUAGUAAGCGUCCGUCAUUAGAGAGGGUGCGAUCGUCGUUCGAGAGAUCUCGCCGUUCCUAUGAGAAAUCUCGCUCAAGCUUUGAAGCCAGCAGAGACUUCACGUCUGCGGCUCUACUCACGAGAAUGGAGUCGUCGUACUCUCACGGGUCUCCACUGACUCCAACCGCAACUGCAUCAAGGAGAAGAGAUGACAUUACGUCUGAUCUGAAGUAA